AUGUGUUUGAAAACGGCCGUUUCGGUUGUUGUGGUAAUAGUAGCGCAGUUGCUCUUGAGUAGCGUCAACACUCUUGAUCCAAAUCUUUCAAGUAACCCUGCGGUUACCGAAGAAACACAUGAUGUGAUCUCUAAAGAAACAAAUGAUACUAUCCCUAAAGAAACAAAUGAUACUAUCCCUAAAAAAACAAAUGAUACUAUCCCUAAAGAAACAAAUUAUGCGAUCCCAAAACAAACAAUUCCUGUGAUCGUCAAAGAAACAAAUGAUGCGACCCUUAAAGAAACAAAUUCUGCGAUCCCAAAAGAAACAAUUCCUGUAGUCGAAAAAGAAACAAGUGAUGCGAUCCUUAAAGAAACAAAUCCUGUGAUCCCUAAAGAAAUAAAUCCUACGAUUCCUAAAGACACAAGCGAUGCUAUCCCUAAAGAAACAAAUCCUUCGAUUCCUAAAGAAACAAUUCCAGUGAUUUCUAAAGAAACAAGUCCUGCGAUCUAUAAAGAAACAAAUCCUGCGACACCUAAAGAAACUAAUCCUGCGAUCCCUAAAGAAAUAAAUCCUGCGAUCCCUAAAGAAACAAAUCAUGCGAUCCCUAAAGAAAUACAUCCGGCGAUCUAUAAAGAAACAAUAGUGACGGGCUCCAACGGUAAAUGCCGAAAAUAUACGAAGUCUCCCGACGACAAUGAGUACCGGAUCGCGUGGCUAGCCCCUAAGAAAGAGUACUACAAUUUUAGCGCCGCCACCAGUGUAGGGGCCAUGAAGCUGGCCCUUAAACGCAUACAGUUAGGGGAACUCAACCACGACCUCAAAGGGGGAACCCUCAGAGCGAAGUGGUACGACACAAACUGCGACUCAAAGCAAGCGCUUCAGGCGUUCGUCCAGUCCAUUGAAGACUUCGAUCCUGAUGUCAUCAUCGGUCCGCCCUGCUCCACAGGUUUGCGGUGCGUUGCGCAGCUGGGCUCAAUAUGGAACCUGCCGGUAUUCAGCUGGGUUUCCGACCUGCUCGACUUUAAGGAUAAGGACAAGUACACAACCCUCGUCCGUCUGUCCGGACCGCUGUACGCCACAUCCGAGAUUGUGCGUCAAACCAGCCUCUACUUUAAAUGGCAAAACUACGCCCUCAUCUCCGACAAGGCGGCGCCCUACGAGGCCGUAGCGGUGGCGCUGCGACAGGCUGCCGGCGCCGAUACCAACUACACCAUCCGGAGCGUCCAUUACGUCACACCCGACACGAAGGACUCCGAAAUCAAGGAGAUGAUGCAGCAGAUCAAAAAGUUUGCGCGAGUAAUCAUCUUCGUCGUGCCAUAUCACAUGCUGCGUCACUACCUGCUGAUAGCCCACUCUCUGGACAUGGCCAAUGGAGAGUUCGCCUUCAUCUGCAUAAACGGAGACGUGUUCACAUGGGAGGUGAUGGAUACGAAGAUUUUGUCUGACUGGGGAUGGAAGAGAAACGACACAGAUGACGAGAAGGCGAGGGAAAUAUUCGAAUCCGUCAUUCAUAUAAUCAUGGACCCGCCAAAUAAAGACGAAGAAUUUCUUAACGAGAUUAAGAACGUGUCAGUAGCAGAUUUCCCGAAUUGGGAAAUUCCGUUCGACGGAUCGGAGCUGGAUGCGCACGCACCCUACCUGUAUGACGCAAUGAUCACGUGGGCAGACUGUGUACACUAUAUUCUCAAUAAAUCCCUCGGGAAUCCUCGAAAUGGUUCACUGAUGUACAAACAAGUGCCAGAAGCGUCCAAAUCUAAGGGAAUCACGGGAAGUAUCGUUUUUAACGAGCCCGGGCGAGACCGGAUGUUGAACUAUCGCGUGCUGGACAUGCUCGAAGACGGCACCUUUUACAACCUGUACCACUUCAAGUAUGCAGAUAAGAAAUUCAUGAGAAUCGAAUCUGACGACCCAACAUUGUACCCUCUAGGGGGUCGAUGGCCCACAAGGGAUGGUAAACGGCCGCCGGAUAUACCUGUGUGUGGGUUCGACGGGGAGAAGUGCGUGGAAGAAAGGGGCAAUUAUAACGGUACAAUCAUCGGGGCGUCGGUGUCGGCGUCCGUGGUCCUUAUCUUCGCCAUCCUCGUACACGUGAUGCUCAGACGAUAUCGCCGGCAGAUGACGCUACAAAGCAUGUUGUGGCAGGUGCGAUCGGACGAGAUUGAUUGUUUGACCGCCAUGAUUACCGGCUCCAUACGGAACAGCUUUAGAAAUCUGUCAAAGCGUAAGCCAUCAUCGAAGACCAUCAAGCGUAGACGCAACAACGUCGGGGAGAUCGAUAACGUACAAGCCGUCACAGGGAACGGAAAGAGGGGCUCGUCACCGGAAUUACAUAUCAAGUCACUUGAUGCCGACUCAAUAUUCGGUUCCGUCGCUUUUGUAAGAGGUAACUUGACGUCGGUGAAGCAGAUCCAGAAUUCCACUUUCAGCCUCACAAAGUGUGUUCUACAGCAGUUAAAUCAGCUCAUGGAGAUGAAACACCAAAACGUGUGCGCCUUCGUGGGUGCGUGUUUAGAACCCGACCGUGCCUGCUUGCUCUGGGAGUACUGCGCCAAAGGAAGCCUUCAUGACGUCAUCUGGAACCAGAACAUCAAACUCGAUCAAAUGUUCAUGUUCGCGCUGAGUCAUGAUGUUGCAAAGGGUUUAGAAUACAUCCACAAGAGCGCAAUACAUUUCCAUGGUAACCUGCGAAGUACGAACUGCGUGGUGGACAGCAGGUGGACAUGCAAGCUGACGGACUUCGGAGUUCCGGCGAUCCGGGAUACGGGGAAGCAUGCGUUACAACAGAACAACGAAGAAAUACCAUGGAAAAAGCUGUUGUGGAUGGCUCCGGAAUGUCUCCGAGAGGAGCGCAAGGACCGGCCUGUAGACCGUCAGAAGGUGGACAUCUACGCGCUUGCCAUCAUCCUUAAGGAGGUCUUCACAAGGUCCGGACCUUUCACAGAGUUCCCUUUCCUUGUGGAGCACGAAAUCAUCGAGAAGGUGCGCGUGCAUGUGCGGGGCGAGAAGCCCUUCCGGCCGAUGUUGUCGCUGCAGCUGCGGCAACACACGGAACUCACAUCGCUCAUCGAGGACUGCUGGCACGAGGAGCCACCAGGGCGCCCUUCCGCAACCCGGGUGCUCAAACAGCUCCAGAAAAUAAACCCGCAAAACCUGUCGAUGAUUGACAACAUGAUCGUGAUGCUGGAGAAGUACGCAAACCACCUCGAGGAGCUGGUGGCAGAGCGGACCAGCGAGCUGGACGCCGAGAAGGCCAAGACAGAGGCCCUGCUCUACCGAAUGUUACCUCAGACGGUUGCCGAAGAGCUCAAGCAGAGACGACCAAUCAAAGCCGAGCAUUUUGAUGAGAGCACCCUGUAUUUCUCCGAUAUAGUCGGCUUCACUACCAUAUGCGCCAGCAGUACACCGAUAGAGGUUGUGAACCUUCUCAACAGUCUGUACACACUUUUUGAUGAUAUCAUCACAAGAUAUGACGUUUACAAGGUUGAGACGAUAGGGGACGCGUACAUGAUCGCCAGCGGCCUUCCAAAGCGCAAUGGUCAGAAGCACAUACAGGAAGUGGCUGACUGCGCGUUGGACCUGCUGGCGUCUGUGUCCACGUUCUGUAUCCCGCACCAGCCGGACCGGAAAGUCAGGAUACGCAUAGGCAUUCACACGGGCCCUGUGGUUGCGGGAGUUGUUGGUCUGGCCAUGCCCAGGUACUGCCUGUUCGGUGACACCGUAAAUACCGCCUCGAGAAUGGAGUCCACGGGCCUACCCCUGAGAAUUCACCUGAGCGCUGAGUCGCGGAACGCGCUGGAGCAGUACCCCGGGUACCAUCUGAUCUGCCGCGGGGAGGUUCCGGUGAAGGGUAAGGGGAACAUGCGGACCUACUUCCUGUGUGGAAAAGACGGCUUCGACAAGGAACUACCGUUUAUGGACGAAGGGGAAUAUGACUCUAUACACAUGCGCGAAAUGCGCGAAUCUGUUAAUUCUAUGGCGUCAAUCGUAUCGAGUACGAGUUCAACGUCGUGCCCGUCAGUGAUGCCAACGCCAAAGACGUCCAACGUCUCGACGACAACGGUGGAUAUCGACGACCGAUAUAAGUCGAAGAAGACGAGUAUUCUGGAAGUCACGUGUUUGUGACGUAAAGUCUGAAUUCAAGAUGGCGUCGUUGUGAUAUAAUCGCGGCCUCUUUUUGAUGGUCUGACUCAGUAUGGCAUUCACAAUUCACUGUGAUUGUCUCGAACAUUUUUGGAGGAAAAACUCGCCGGGAAGAAACGCGUGUUGAUAUGUCAAAUGGUAAAACUGAACGUGCAAGCUUAUUUAAACCAUGGUGCGUAAUUUGAAUGUGAAAAAAAUCAUUUGUGCUUAGACAUGUGGUUCGGUGGCAAAGAUGAAACUGUUUGUGAUUGUUUUAACAGUGCGUAAGUUGUUGAACGUAAACAAUUGGUAAUAAUGCAUUGUACGUACACUUCAAUAAGUGAUCUUUAUAUGCGAAUAAAUGACAUGUCAUGUUUGUUUAGUUUAAGAAAAUAUUAAUUGUGCUUAUUUACCCGAUGUAUUUCUCGCAGAAAUUUCGUUCAUGUCAUUGCGACGAAUGUACAUUAUAAACUCAUACAUUGUCAUUUCGUAAGUGUUGGUUGUCAAAUACUAGGCGUGUACAUAAAUUUUGUGUGUGUGUUAAUUCGUUAACGAGAACGCGGUCAGCAACUAAUGUGUUUAAUUUAUUCUUGCAGUGCUAAUAAAUGUUACUAUAUGAUCUCGGACGUAACUCUCAUGUUAAGACAAUUGUAAUCGUGUAAAAGCCACGUGUGUCAUCUAUCAUGUGGGAGUCACGUAUCAUUUGUCGGCUGGUAUCAUUAAUAUAGCCAGUGCAAUUAAUAUGUGCGGGUGGAAAAAUAGUUCGCAACAUUUCAUGUAUCAUUUUUGUGAUAAAAAUUAAUAUCCCGUGUAAGACGUUUGCCUGUUAAAGUUAUCAUGAACAAUAAAUUGUUUAUGUUCGCGUGUUCAUGGCAGCUGCAUAUUCAAUAAUUGUACCCCCGUCAUGCGAAAAUGUGUCUUAUGUCAUAUACGCAGAUGCGCAUGCUGGUCUGGAGCUACGCUGGCCGCAUAUGACAUACGAUCCGUUUUCGCUCAACGCUGCUCAUUAGUUGAGCAUAUCUACAAAAACGAAAUAAAAAUGAUCAACCUGCAUUUCCAGAUAAAUUGUGGAAAGGUCGUUCAAACUCUAAUCAUGCAAUAAAAAACAUUAAAAUAACACUGAAUUAAAAUUUACUUGCCUAUGUACUUUACCGCUAUUUUACCGCUGUCGUUAAAAUGACAUAAUGCUUGAUUAAUGCACUAGAAUGGAUGUUUGACAUUUAUAUUAUUUCAACUUGCCACAUUUACAUUUUGGACAUUUUGUUGUCAAUAAUUUUAAGUUGGUUGAUAUGUUUACACAGUGACAUGUAUUUUGUUACAAAAUAUUAUUUUAUCAAAUUAAAAGUGCCUCUUGAA
This is a messenger RNA of Dreissena polymorpha, 5457 nucleotides long. RefSeq names its product atrial natriuretic peptide receptor 1-like. The record is from RefSeq and is a predicted model, not a curated record. Gene Ontology annotation, molecular function: peptide receptor activity; guanylate cyclase activity; protein kinase activity. Gene Ontology annotation, biological process: protein phosphorylation; cGMP biosynthetic process; receptor guanylyl cyclase signaling pathway. NCBI's taxonomy places the organism in Eukaryota, Metazoa, Mollusca, Bivalvia, Myida, Dreissenidae. Bases 1 to 4104 code for a protein of 1367 amino acids. The transcript is spliced from 24 exons.